Molecule: messenger RNA, 2346 nt
Organism: Hirsutella rhossiliensis
Lineage: Eukaryota; Fungi; Ascomycota; Sordariomycetes; Hypocreales; Ophiocordycipitaceae
Product: glycosyl hydrolase family 92 protein
Exons: 4
Coding region: 1-2346 (781 amino acids)
Biological process (GO): protein deglycosylation; carbohydrate metabolic process; glycoprotein catabolic process
Cellular component (GO): cytosol; nucleus
Molecular function (GO): carbohydrate binding; peptide-N4-(N-acetyl-beta-glucosaminyl)asparagine amidase activity
Source: RefSeq, a predicted model, not a curated record
AUGGCGCCAUCGCCAAAGGCCUUCUGGUGGUUGCCAGUGCUUCUCCUUGUCAAGUUCAUCGUUGCCGCGGAGGACGAUAACAAUGGAAGCGAUCCCUCUGCGUUUGAUCCGCUGAAAUAUGUUGACCCUCUUGUGGGCGCCGCAAAUGGGGGCAAUGUCUUCGCUGGGGCAACUCUACCCUACGGCAUGGCCAAGGCCGUGGCCGACACCAACAGCGGCAGUAACCAGGGUGGCUUUACCCUCGACGGCGCUCCAGUGACGGGCUUCAGUGUCAUGCACGAUUCGGGCACCGGAGGUUCACCUUCUCUGGGGAACUUCCCCCUGUUUGCGUACAACUCGUGCCCAGGGGAUGAUGUCAACCGAUGUGUAUUCCCCAAGAAGGCUCGCGCGCGCUUCGGAUCGUAUGCCCCUGACAGCGUCCACGCGCGACCAGGAUAUUUCGACAUCACCUUGGACGGCGGGGUGAGAGUCGAGAUGACGACGUCGGCGCAUGCUGCCUUGUUCCGCUUCACGUUCCAGAACACUUCACCCGAAGACAAGCCGCUCAUACUCCAAGAUUUGACAGACUUGUCCGACUCACGCCAGGACAACGCCACCAUCCGUGUCGAUGGCAGUCGCAUAACAGGUGACUCUGUGUUUGUUCCCAGCUUUGGGCAGGGAAAAUACCAGCUGUACUUUUGCACAGACUUUGCCGGCGCUGAUGUUGCCGACAGCGGCAUCUUUGUCAACAGCCGGGCAAGCUCAAAGGUCAAAGAGCUCAAGAUCUCGCGGUCCAUCAACGGAUACCCCCUACCCGGCGGCGUCUUUGUUCGUGAGCAGGCCUGCUCCAGCGCCGAAACGGAGAUGCCGGGCCUUGCCGAUUUUGACAGAUACACCCAGGCUGCAACAGAUUCAUGGCGCCACAAGCUCUCGCCCGUUGUCGUCGACGCCAAAGGGGUUGACGAGUCGUUUCUGAGAAGCCUUUACUCGGGCAUUUACCGGACAAUGAUCAGCCCGCAAAACUACACUGGCGAGAAUCCCCUGUGGCACGACGGCGAGCCGUACUUUGACUCGUUUUACUGCAUGUGGGACUUAUUCAGGUCCGCAAUUCCUUUCCUGACAGUGAUUGAUCCCGACGCCGUGGCGCAAAUGGGAUACACCCAGGGAGGGUCGAAUGCCGAUAACGUUCUGGCAGACGUGUAUCAAAAGGGUAUCAAGGAAAAAGUUGACUGGAAAAAGGGCUACGAGGCGGUCAAGAAGGACGCCGAGGUCGAGCCCUACGACUGGUGCUGCCAGGGUCGCGGAGGACUCGACUCCUGGAACGAGCUGGGCUACAUUCCCGUCGAGGACUUCGACUACAAGGGCUUCGGAACCAUGACACGAAGUGUCAGUCGCACACUGGAGUACGCGUACAACGAUUUCUGCGUCUCGCGGCUUGCUGCCGGCCUGGGCCACCAGGGAGACCAUGAGAAAUUCGUCUCCUCCAGCGGCAAAUGGAGAAACCUGUACAAGAAUGACCAGCCUUCUUAUUUCCUUAACGGUACGGAUACUGGCUUCACGGGAUAUUUCCAACCAAAAUACCUCAAUCAGACUUGGGCCUCGCAGAGGCCCCUCCUUUGCUCCAACAUUGAGCAAGGCGAGGCUUGUUCGCUACAGGCGACCGCGGGGGAGACGUUUGAAAGCAGCAUCUGGGAGUAUGGCUUUUUCGUACCGCACGCUCAAGCCGAGUUGAUCAGUCUCUACGGAGGAGCGGAUGCAUUCGUCCGCCGACUGAAUUAUAUUCACGACAAUGGAAUUACAUAUAUAGGCAACGAACCUGCGUUUCUUACCGUCUUCCAAUACCACUACGCUGGCCGCCCGGCACUCUCAGCACUGCGCAGCCAUUUCUACAUCCCAAAGUUCUUCGCCCCGACGCCGCCUGGGUUACCCGGAAACGAUGACAGCGGAGCCAUGGGAUCUUUUUUGGCCUUUUCUAUGCUGGGAUUGUUCCCCAAUCCCGGGCAGAAUGUCUACCUUAUCACUCCGCCGUUCUUUCAAAGCAUCCGCAUCACCAGCCCUGUGACGGGCAAGACGGCGACAAUACGCAAUGCGAACUUUGAUCCCACGUACAAAAAUAUUUACAUUCAAAGCGCCACACUCAACGGCAAGCUGUAUACCAAGAACUGGAUUGACCACUCGUUCUUCACCGAAGGCAAGGAGCUUGUGCUCACCCUCGGCCGGAAGGAGAGUAUCUGGGGCACUGCGCAGGAGGACCUGCCGCCGAGUGUCGGAAAUGAUGCUGAUCCUGACGGCGCGUUGAACCAAGAGUCGGUCAAAGAAGUUGACGGUCCGGAGAAGGGCGACGAGGACAUUCGCAUGGGGCUUUAG